Messenger RNA from Pogonomyrmex barbatus (red harvester ant), 3465 nucleotides. Its product is annotated as sorting nexin-25. Gene Ontology annotation, molecular function: phosphatidylinositol binding. Gene Ontology annotation, cellular component: intracellular membrane-bounded organelle. NCBI's taxonomy places the organism in Eukaryota, Metazoa, Arthropoda, Insecta, Hymenoptera, Formicidae. The record is from RefSeq and is a predicted model, not a curated record.
UCAACAUAGAAGAACUUGACAUAUGAAACGUUGAUCAUUUAAAAAUGGCGAGGUGCUCGGUAUUGUUUUGUGUUAUCAACGCGACGAGAUUAAAGAACGUUAAUAGGAAUACACAUCCAUUAUAAGCAUCUUCGUCUCGCUACGUCAUCGCUUUAUUUAAUAACAUCAUGAUUUCUCCCAUUAUCAUUUGUGUUAUGUCGUUGGCUGUUAUAAGUUUGGGAAUUGUUAUGGACUGGACUUGCAUCCAGUGUUGUUGCCUCUAUUUUAUAUUAACUUGUUCCUGUUUGCUUAUCGGUCCAUUAAUUAUGAUAUUGAUCAAUAUAGCUCUGUCACCCAAGCAUCAGACUGGCUGUGGUACUGUUAAAACCGUCGCAGAAGUGGAUGCCUUCCAUAAUAUGUUGAUGAAAGGAUAUCAGCCUAAAUCAGCCAGUGCUAGAAAGCACAUGCGUUAUCCUGUUGUUUUUACUCGUCUGGUGGAUGGCGCUUUACAGAAUCUCCUAGAUUUGAUCUUUCGGGAUUUUGUUGGCUUUUGGCUGAAUGAUUUAGCUUUCGGGUCAGAACAAUUAAUAGAUAAUAUGAAGCAGGAUGUAUGGGGUGCAAUACAAAGCCUACACGAUCGCUUGUCACGUGUUGAUCAUACCAAAUUAGUAGUAUGCAAUAUAGUGAAUAAGCUCACCUUCCACUUCGAAAAAAUCAGGAUAGCUCAAGCAGCUUCGUCAGAGGGAGAAGACCCUGUAUUUAUUUUGUCGGCACAUUUAAUGUCACCUGUUGCUGAGUUGGAAUAUUUAAGGAAGAUCAGCGAAGUCUAUAUCCUAUUUUUGUUACCACGUAGUUAUUCCCUUUCUCCAGUAAAAUUCCUUUUAAGAGAGGUUCUCACAUGCAAAAUUUUAAAACCGGCAAUAGAUUUGAUCACGGAUCCCGAUUAUAUCAAUCAAAAGAUCUUAGCAUACAUUGAUCAACAACAACUUGCUGAAGCGAUGCACAGAAAAACGUAUGAAUAUGCAGAAUCAUUCGAGGAUUUUAUCCGCAUGAUCAAAAGUACAAAAGAUUUAGAAGUUCUCAAACAUAUCAGAUAUAAUAUUGUUACUGAGAUCAUGCAAGCCACUACUGUGCAGAAUGUAAAACGAGCUCAAGGUUUGGAUCUCGAAAAUAAUGCGCUUGGAAAUUCCGAUGCCAUUCGAGCAAGAAAAUUGAAAAGAUAUAUCAGCCAAUUGACGUAUGCUAAGAACACGUGUGAAUGUCACAUGCAGACGUUGGGAUGGGACGGAUAUCCUCGUCAGGAUACAGAGAUUUGUGAUGCCGCGGAGAUUGCGGAAGGCAGGAUAGUUCCGUUACAAGCGAUUUUGGAUAACGUAAUUGGUCGACGAUAUCUGUCUCAAUUUUUAGAACAAGUCGCUAGUCAAGGGUUAAUCGGUUACUGGGCGGCGGUACAAGAAUUACGUGCCGCAGAACGAUCUAAUUGGCAUCAAUUGGGAGCAGAAAUUUUUUACACUUACAUCAGAUCAUCCACUGCCGAAAUUAAGGUGGAUAAAAAUAUACGGAAACGAAUGGAAGCUUUUUUGUUAGGUGAUACAGGACCUAAUGUAUUUUACGAAGUCCAAGAUAACGUCGUCAAGACGCUUCAGGAAAAGUAUUAUCCGUCGUUCCUCGUUAGCGAACCAUAUAAAAUGCAGGAAGCAUUGCUCAAUGAAAGAGCGGAAGGCUUGGUUGAAGAUCGUGAGAUCGUUGAUGGUACACUAUCGGAAUCUUCGACUUUACUCGUUGGCGAACGAUCAAAUUACGCUCGUAGCAAAUUAGAUCAAUUACAUGAAAAAUUAAACAACAAAAUGCAAGCUUUACAGGCGCUCAAAUCUUCCCUCAAACCCGAAAGCAAAGUACUCAGUAUAUUGGCGAAAGAGGUUGAAUGGCUUCAAGGUGAAAAACGACAAUUGGAGGCGCAUUUAAAUCAUACGGAAAUGUGGGCUGAACAUUUGGGUCAUUGGCGAGCCGACGUGCAAAGUGCAGAGAUGCCUGAUAACGGAGACCCUCCACAAUUUGUACUGGUUGUCCACAUGGCAGAGGAUGAAGACAAUGACGAAAGCAUAUCCAGCGGAUGGGUAGUAUUGAGGAAAUUGCAAGAUUUUCAAGAUAUUCACAGGAAGUUACGUCAGUUAUGUUCUAACGUUAAAAGUCUGGAUUUACCUUCACAACCUCUCAAAUUUUUCGGGAAAUCCGACAAGAGCACUCUCGAUAAAGCUAAAAUGCAGAUACAAAAAUAUUUGAACUUUGUUUUGGAGGACGAGAGGCUUAAUCAAAGUGAAGCAUUGUACGCUUUUCUCAGUCCAAGCUCGGAGCAUCUUAAGGCUGUCGCACCAUCUCCUAAAAAAUCUCGCUUUUCUUUGUCUACAUUAUUCAAAACAUCUGUUGGUAAUAACGAGCCACGCGAUAAAGAAGAUGAAGAGGAUUAUUCCUUGUUAUUGGACGAUAGCGAGACAGGCCGUACCGUUACGGACAACUAUUUAAAUGCCAGCAAGGAUGCGAUCGCAGAACCAUUGUAUACGCUUCUCGGAGAAGUCUUUGACUUAAGAGGAGUAUUUCGUUGGCUUAGACGUUCUCUUAUUACUUUCGUACAAAUUACUUACGGACGUACCAUAAAUAGACAAAUCAGAGAUACCGUUGCGUGGGUAUUUUCCGAGCCAAUGCUUCAUUAUUAUAUACAAUUGUUUACGAAAUCAUGGUGGCCAAAUGGUCAGCUCGUAUCAGAGACUGUUCUUCGUACGGAUGAAGAGAAAUUGAAAACGCGAGGCGAAGCGCGCAGGCAAUCUCUCAACAAUGUACCUGAAGUAUUGACAAAUCUAGUGGGUGCGCAAAGUGCUCAACGUGGUGCGACUAAGGUUUUCGAUUCUCUACAGAAUGUGAAUUUAAAUAAACAACUUUUUAUGUAAGAUAUAUUUGAAGUAUUAAUGUACGAAGUAUUUCCAGAACUGCAGCACAAACAAUGUUCCUUGACGAAAUAAAUUAUCAAUGUGAUAUACAAUAAUAUACAGAGUACGCAACCCCGUUUUAUUUUUUUUUGGCGAAUCUUAUAUAAUUUUCAGAUGUGGUAAAAUUAUAGAGCCAAAGAUAAAUAGCGAUCAUAAGUAUGUGGCCAACAUUAAGAAAUUAUAUCUACAUACGUACGACCUAAUACAAUAAACUACACGCUUCUUUAUUAACAACAUUCCUAAAUAUAUUAUUUCUUUACAAUCGAAAUGUCUUUGACAAGAAACAUAACGAGUGUAUGUAUCAUAGUGUAUAUAUCACACAUCUCGCAAAAUUAGUUCGAAAGUUAUGUAUCACAUAAUGCUUACGAAAAACAAGUAAGCAACUUAAAGCAUUUUAUAGUUACCGCAAAUUGAUACAAAUAACAUAUUUACUAUUUAGAUGCGAUGUUAAUUUAUUUGUUAAAUGUAAUAUUCGUAGUAAUAAAAACGAGAUGAAAGCACA